Molecule: messenger RNA, 1191 nt
Organism: Rotaria sordida
Lineage: Eukaryota; Metazoa; Rotifera; Eurotatoria; Philodinida; Philodinidae
Source: the annotation of a GenBank genome assembly
AUGUCAAAAAAUAAAUUAGGACGUAUUGUUAUUGUUGGAGCAGGACCAGGUGGACUUACACUAGCACGCAUUCUACAGCUCCACGGUGUUGAAGUUAAAGUGUACGAACGAGAAAGUUCUAUUGAUGCUCGACCUCAAGGAGGAACUUUGGAUCUUCAUGUGGAAUCAGGACAAUAUGCUCUUCAAAUAGCAGGCUUAUUUGACAAGUUUCAAACACUUUGCCGUCCUGAAGGACAAGAUACGCGCAUCAUCGACAAAUCUGGCACAGUUCAUUAUGAAGAAGUAUCCAAUGAAAUGUGUUUUGAUCGCCCAGAAAUUGAUCGACAUGAUCUACGACAACUACUUUUUCAAUCACUCAAAGCAGAUAUCAUUGCUCAAGGGCAUAAUUUACAAAGCAUUCAAUCGUUGAGCAAUGGUCAACAUAAACUUGUGUUCGACGAUGGCGUAACGGAUACUGCUGAUUUGGUCAUUGGAGCUGAUGGUGCAUGGUCACGCAUCCGUCCUCUUGUAUCAAGUGCAGUGCCACAGUAUUGCGGUGUUAUGAUAGUGGAAAUACAAUUCACCGAGGUUGAUGAUCGACAUCCUGAGAUCGCCAAAUUAGUUGGCCGCGGCACUCUAUUUGCUCUAUCUGAUAACAAAGGUCUUAUUGGUCAACGCAAUGGACAUAAUCGAAUUCGUGUCUACAUCACUCUACGUGUACCGGAGAAUUGGGUCGCUGAGUCACGCAUUGCUUUUGAUCAACCAGAACAAGUUCGUGAUGAUCUCCUUCAUUUAUUUGCAGAUUGGGACAAUAGUUUGCUCAACUUUAUUCGUUUUUGCGAUGCUAAUUUUAUUCCACGCCCUCUAUAUAUGUUACCUAUCAAUCAUAGAUGGGAAACGCAACAAGGUGUCACAUUACUAGGCGAUGCUGCUCAUCUCAUGUCUCCUUUUGCCGGUGAAGGUGUUAAUUUGGCGAUGCUCGAUGCUACAGAGUUGGCUCUUGCCAUCAUCAACGCGGACGAUUUAAAACAGGCAAUUCACAACUACGAGCAAAAGAUGUUUUCUCGUGCCGCUAAAGCUGCCGACGAAUCUGCAACCAAUCUUGAUCUAUGUAUUUCACCUGGAAAUGCAGCAAAACUAAUGGCAGAACUCUUUAAAAAAAUGAUGGAAAGUGGACCAUCAAAUGAUAAGGAAAAUUUUGUUACUAGAUAG